Molecule: messenger RNA, 528 nt
Organism: Salvia hispanica
Lineage: Eukaryota; Viridiplantae; Streptophyta; Magnoliopsida; Lamiales; Lamiaceae
Source: RefSeq, a predicted model, not a curated record
CUAAAUCGCGAAUCACCACCGCUACUCUCUCUCUCUCUCCCCGAUCGGCGGCACAAGAUGGCACCGGCGAAGGCGGCAGCGCGUACAGUUUCACAGAAAGCCUUCGACGAAAUGGUGGAGGAAAACAUAGAAGAUCUCGGCAUGGAUCCAGCUGAAGCUCUCAACGACGCUAUCCAGACACUCACUCUUCAAGGCGUCGAUCUAUCCGGAAUUGUGACCUCCGUACCAGGAGAAAGUAAUCCAGUUAUCGAGUGUUUGGGGAAAUUGAGAGAGGAAAAGCCAUUGCCGGAAGCUGUUGAAUUAUUGGAUGAGUUGAGAGUUUUGUGCGGAGAUAAAGAAUCGGGAAACGCGGCAAUUGCGGCCAAAAAUGGAGCGGUGGAGUUGAUUAUUUGUGUUUGUGCAAAGUUCCGAGACGAGUAUCGCCAGGGUUUGGCUUCAGGAUUAAAGGCAUUGGCUUCCGUUAUUCACGAUCCAACUGAUCCACAAGCAUUAUUGAUAGCAGACAUUUGCCUCUCGGAAUUCACUUAA